CUUAGCGUUGCAUCCACACAGACACAGCCGACCCUGUGACGCCCGUGGACAUUAUGCAGCCCCUUCCCAGCCAGAUUAGCCCUUGCUGCCGCGCCUCCCAUGGCCCAUCCUUCGCGGGCGCAGGGAUGGCGCGGUCCAAGGCGAUAUGGCCGAUCCCCACUCAUCGGCCAGCGCGGGUUCUUGCCGCCGCCCAUUCACGUCGGCAGAAGCAGCAACCCAGCAGCAACAGCUUCCAUCAAGCUACUCCGGCCGCCGGUGAAAAGCCACAUCACCUAGCCGGCCCGAAGCUAGGAGCCUCACCCACGAGCACCGUGUAUGUUGGAGGCAAGCUGCUUUUGCAGACCUUCUUGGAUGCCCCUAGCAACCAGCUCCGGCUCUCCUUCCAGCUUGUCAGCGCCACGGUGGCCAGAGGUGACGGACGCGGGGUGAGGGGGGAAGAGGCCGUCCUGGAGGCCAUCCUCGGCGGCUGCGAGGAGACAGAGCUGGAUGUGAAACUGGCAUGGCGCGAGGCUCUGGGCGCGCCCGGCGCGGUGGUUGUGAAGAACCACUCCGACUUCCCCGUCUACCUCAAGGUGCUCAACUGCUCGGCCGCUGCUGGGCUUCGGGUCGCCGUUGACUUCGCCUGCAACGGAUGGGUCUACCCCGUCGGGAAGCACCCGUAUCGCCUCUUCUUCACCAACGACGCGUAUGUCAAGGAGAACACUCCGAGGCCGCUACUCGGGUACAGAGAAGAUGAGCUCGCCCUUCUCCGGGGAGAGAGAGCCGAUGAGCGGGCGUUCCAGGAGUGGGAUCGUGUGUAUGACUACGCCCUGUACAAUGACCUGGGGAACCCUGACCUGCGCAGGGAUUUGGCGCGGCCCACACUGGGAGGAUCUUGGGAGUACCCGUACCCUCGUCGCACCAAGACCGGGAGGCCACCAACUCGGACAGAUCCUCACACAGUGACCAGAGUUCCACUGGACCAGCAGAUUUACGUCCCGUGCGAUGAGCGUGUUGGUACUGACGUCAUCGCAGCGCCAAGCCUUCCAAACCUGGGUGGCCACUUCAAGUCCAUCGCAGAAAUAUAUAGCCUUGUUGGCCUUGACGAUGUCGGUCGGCUCGCUAAGGCCAAGCAAGUCAUCAACAGCCGUGCCGCCGCGCCAAAAUUCCCCGUCCCACAGGUUAUUUCAGUGAAUCCAAUCAGUUGGCGGAGAGAUGAAGAAUUCGCUCGCCAGAUGCUCGCCGCGACGAACCCGGUGUGCAUCAAGCGCGUCACCAAGUUUCCACUCACCAGCGACCUUGAUCGGACCGCCUACGGGGACCAAGAUAGCAAGAUAACGGAAGGCCACAUUGAGAAGAACAUGAGUGGCAUGACACUCCAGCAGGCUCUGGAGGACGGGAGAUUGUUCGUUGUGGAUCACCACGAUUGGGUGAUGCCAUACCUGAAGCGCAUCAACGAGCUGCCGGGAGAGGAGGAGAUCGGUGAGAUCUCUCCGAGGAAGGCUUAUGCCGCUCGAACGCUUCUGUUCUUGAACAAUGACUCGACGCUACGACCGCUGGCGAUCGAGCUGAGCUCACCGCACCAGGACGACGAGCAGCUUGGUUCUGUCACCACGGUGUACACUCCACCGGAUACCAGCGACGACAUCUUGUCGGCCAACAAGUUCACCGCGUGGGACCUCGCCAAAGCCCACGCCACCGCGAAUGAUACCUCAAAGAACAACUUCGUCAUUCAUUGGCUCAACGUGCAUGCGACCAUGGAGCCGCUCGUGAUUGCAACGAACAGGCAGCUGAGCGUGCUGCACCCCGUCCAGAAGCUCCUGAAGCCACAUUUCCGGAACACCCUGCACGUCAAUGCCGUCGCACGCCAGAUCAUCUUCGGUUCAGGUGACCGAAGGAAGAAUGACGACAUCUUCCGUGGCAUACAAGAGGUCACCUAUCUUCCAAGCAAAUACGCCAUGGAGAUGUCCUCAAAGGCCUACACGAACUGGAACUUCACAGCGCUGGCUCUCCCGGCUGAUCUCAUCAAGAGAGGUGUGGCAAAAGGUGAUCCAAAUAACCCAGAGAAGCUUGAGCUGUUGAUCAAGGACUACUCAUUUGCACUGGACGGUCUCGAAAUCUGGAUGGCGAUCAAGAAAUGGGUCGCCGACUACUGCGCCAUCUACUACCUCAACGACGGCGCGGUCACGAGCGACAGUGAGCUUCAGGCGUGGUGGAGGGAGGUGAGGCACGUUGGGCACGGCGACCUGCAGGACGCGCACUGGUGGCCGGCGAUGGACUGCCUCGCUGACCUCGUGGAGGCGUGCACCAUCAUCAUCUGGCUGGGCUCGGCGUUCCACGCGGCAGUCGGCCUGGGGCAGUACUGGUACCAGGGGUUCGUGCCGAAUAGCCCAACCCUCACCUCACGCCCAAUGCCGGAGGCCGGGGCGGUGGUGACGGAGGCUGAGUUCCUGGGGAGCAUCACCCCGAGGAAUGAGACGCUGGCGCUCAUGGGGAUGGCAGCCAAGUCGUUAGCGAGAACGGGGGACGUGUUCCUGGGACAGCGGCCGGAGUCUGAGCUGUGGACGAUCGAGCAGCGUGCAGCCGAGGCGCUGGCGCGUUUCCAGGAAAGGCUGGAGGUGGUCGCAGGUAAAAUCCAGAGGAGGAACGCCGACCCCACGCUGAAGAACAGGGCUGGACCGGUGGAGGUGCCCUACAACAUGCUCACGCCAACCAGGGAGCCAGGGCCUGUCGCCCGCGGCAUUCCCAAUAGCAUCACCAACUGAGGUGGUCGUCUGCCGCCCAAGCCCGGCCUCUGAUCCCAUGCAUUUUCACUACAGAAAAUGGGCCUGGAUACCGGGUAGAA
This is a messenger RNA of Panicum hallii, 2824 nucleotides long. RefSeq names its product linoleate 9S-lipoxygenase 1-like. The record is from RefSeq and is a predicted model, not a curated record. The coding region runs from base 54 to 2744 and encodes 896 amino acids. Gene Ontology annotation, biological process: lipid oxidation. Gene Ontology annotation, molecular function: oxidoreductase activity, acting on single donors with incorporation of molecular oxygen, incorporation of two atoms of oxygen; protein binding; metal ion binding. NCBI's taxonomy places the organism in Eukaryota, Viridiplantae, Streptophyta, Magnoliopsida, Poales, Poaceae. The transcript has 8 exons.